CACGUGCGGAUAGAAAUGAAACCAACACAGAGGGAUUAUUAUUUUAUUUUGUUUUAUUUUUUGUACAGAUUCCUUGUACAAGAAAUUGUUGGUUAUUGUAAACUGCAGAAAUGACAGAAAUAAGUGAUUCUGUGAGUGAGAGACGAGCAGAGCUGCUGAGUCUCUCUGUCACUGGACAGUGGACAACACUGGAAGAAAUAUUAAAUGGUUUAGAAAAGGGAGAGCCUGAAAUCUCCCAGGUGGAUGAGGACACAGGCUUAAGCCUUCUGAUGGUUGCUGUACGUGAGAACCGUCUCUCUAUAGUAGAGAAAUUGCUGCAGCUGGAAGUGAAUACUGAAGAAAAGACUAGGGAUGGCCAGACUGCACUGCACAUUGCUGCUGCCUGUUCCAAAGAAGACAUUGUGGAGCUCCUAGCAAGAAACACAGAUCCAAACACUCCAGGAGGGCCCAAGGCUCAGCUGCCGCUGCAUUAUGCUGCCUCUCGAACUGAUGGUUCCCUCAGUGUGGUGCAGACUCUGCUCAGAGUCUCCAAAAAAGAUGCGCGUCUUACACCAGACAAGGAUGGCUAUAUUCCACUGCUGCUGGCUGUCAAAGCUGGGAAUAUUGGAAUUGUUAAGGAGCUUCUUUUAGAGCUUACAGAGUCACAGCUGCAAGCCCAGACACAAGGAAAUGGAGACAUGGCUCUGCAUAUCUGCUGCCGACGGAGGGACAUUGAAAUGGCCAAAUUGCUGGUGGAGUUCAAUGCAAACCUUGAUUGCCAAAAUGAUGAAGGUCAGACUCCUCUUCACAUAGCAGCCCAGGAAGGUGAUCGGGCAAUGGUGAAGUUUUUCUACUAUAAGUUAGCAAAUCCCAACAUCACAGACAAGAUGGAUAGAUAUCCCCUACACGUUGCAGGUGAACAAGGCCACACCAAUGUGAUUGAAAUCUUAAGCGAGAGUUUCAAGUCUGACGUGUUGGAAAGAACCAAAGAUGGGAGUACAUUACUGCAUAUUGCUUCUCAGAAUGGCCACCCCAAGACAGUGCUGGCAUUCAUAAAUAAAGGAGUACCUUUACACAUGCCAAACAAGUACGGUGCAAUGUGUUUGCAUGAGGCGGCAAAAUGUGGUCACGCAGCUGUUGUGGAAGUCCUACUGAUGAAGGGGGCACACAUAGAUGCCACCACUAAAGAGGGCCUGACAGCACUCCACAUCGCAGCACAGAACUGCAGGCCUCAGGUGGUGCAGAUGUUACUGGGCUUGGGUGCACAGGUGGAACUCAAAGCAGGGAAGGACAUGGAGACGCCUCUACAUAUAGCAGCCAGGGUGGAGAGGGGUGAGAUGGUUGCAGAGAUGCUCCUAAAGAGUGGUGCAGAGGUCAACACAGAGCAGGAGAAUGGUGAGACUGCGAUGCAUAUCGCGGCACGUCAUGGAAAUCUGCAGAUAAUGAGACUUUUAGUAGAAGAGGGAGCUCAUCUUACCUGGAGAUCCAAGGCAGGAGAGACCCCGCUUCAUGUGGCAGUACGUCACUGCCAUGCUCAUAUGGUGGAGGAGAUAUUAAACUCUUUGACCUGCAAAAGGAGUCGAGAGGAGGCAGAACUCUGUGUCUGUAAAGAGAACCAGAAAGGAGACACUUCCCUGCACCUGGCAGCUGAGAUCGAGAAGAACAUUGUGCACAAAGAUGACGAGGAUGUCCUCAUUAUCAGAACUCUGAUGGGGUAUAGUGCUAACAUUGAAGCAGCUAACAGGCAGACGGGAGAAACUCCGAUCCAUUACUGUGCCCGAGCUGGCAAUGUUGAAGUGCUGCAGGAAAUGCUCAGUAAUGUAACCAGCCAAUUCCUACAUAUAGCCAUCAACAAGCAGGACAAGACUGGCAGGUCUGCGUUGCUGUUGGCGGCUCAGCAGGGACACACACCGGUAGUGAAACUGCUGCUUGAGAAUAAUGCCAGAGUGGAUGUGUUUGAUGAGGAAGGAAAGUCUGCUCUCCACCUGGCUGCUGAACAGGGGCACAAAGAAAUUGCUGACAUCCUGCUCUCCAAUAAUGCCUUUGUGCAUGCAAAAACCAAACUGGCCCUGACUCCACUUCACCUGAGUGCCCAGAUUGGUUCAGUCCAUCUCGUCGAACUGCUGAUAAAGACUUACAAGGCCUCCACUGAUGCCCUCUCUUUGAGUAAACAGACUCCUCUGCACUUGGCUGCCAUCAGUGGACAAUUAGACGUCUGUAACAGUUUGUUAAACCUUGGAGCUGACAUUACUGCCACAGAUAUUGAUGAACAAACUCCUCUUCACCUGGCUGCAGAGCAUGACCAUUCUGAAGUAGUGAAGCUGUUUUUGAAGCAGAGGCCAGAAUUAGCCACACAGCCCAAUAAACAGGGGGGCACAUGCAUUAGCAUCGCCGCAGCUAAGGGCAGCUUGAGCGUCAUCCAAGAACUGCUCAUGUUCUACCAAGGAAGUCUCCCCAAACUGCACAAAAAGGUUAACGGCUCAUCUCCUCUGCACUUGGCUACUACUGGGGGUUAUGACGAGGUUGUUUUCGCUCUUAUGGAGGCUGGGGCUUCAGCUACAGAGGAAGACUUAGAGGGAAUGACUGCUAUCCAUCUUGCUGCUCGGCAUGGACACCUAAAAAUCCUGGAGGACCUGAAAGGAAGUGUACCUCUGAUGAUCAACAGCUCCAAGACAGGAGAAACAGCCCUGCAUGUGGCAGCCUCCUCUGGACAAGUGGACAUUGUGAGGGAAAUUCUGACUGAAGUGCCAGCCACAGUCUGCAGUCAGCGACCCAACACAGAUGUCACAAGGAAAGGCAAAGAAAUUGAGUUUGGUUACACACCUCUGCACUUAGCAGCUAAGUCAGGACAUGAGAAUAUGGUGCGCUUGUUGCUGAACUCACCUCAAGUCCAGACUGAGGCUAGGACAAGCAUAAAGUAUUCUACCCCACUGCAUCUGGCAGCUGAGAGUGGUCACACAGCUGUGGUCGGGCUGCUGCUUAACAAAUCCAGUUCUCUACUGAAUGAGACGGAUAAGCAGGGACGCACUUGCCUUCACCUGGCAUCUGACGGUGGACACAUAGCAACAGUGAAGGUCCUGCUGUGCCAAGGUGCCGACAUUAACCACAAGGACAAGGAUGGCCUGACCGCCCUGCAUUAUGCAGCUAAAGCUGGUUGGCUGGAGGUGGUGAAAUUCAUGGUGGAGCGCGGUGCACUGGUGCAGGCUGAGUGUGCCAAGGGCCGUACAGCAGUACAGUAUGCCGCAGAGCUGAACCACCUGACCAUCCUCAGCUUCCUGCUCCGGCAACCAGGCAACAACACAUUAAAGCUGCUGGAGGACAAGGAGUUUGUCUUUGAUUUGAUGGUAUGCGGGAAACUAAAUGCUAACAUUACCUUGGAAGAGCUGGUGCUAUAUUCAGGAGCUCCUCUGGCUACAGCUGUGCGUCUAUCCCGGGCUUUAAGCUUGGCCUCACUAAGGAAGAAAGUGCACACUCAUGACCUGAAGGAGGCUGCAGAUCACUGUGAGAGUAUGGCCUCCACCCUCUUAAAUCUGGCAUCCACUGCUAAAGGUCUGAAUGCUGGAAUGGUGCUCAAGGCAGUUGACCACCAGGGGGCCAGCAUGCUGGACUGUCUGAUAGAAGGGAAGCAAAAACAUGUGGUGUCAAUUCCUGCAGUGCAGAUGUACCUGACAGAGAUUUGGUAUGACAAUCAGCAGAGGAAGUCAUGGCAGAUCUUGCUGCUGUUCUUCUGUAUGCUGAUUUGUCCUUUUCUCUGGCUGGCCCUCUCACUUCCAAAGAAAAACAGUACAUUCAACAGAAUUCCUAUUGUGAAGUUCAUGAGUUAUCUGGUGUCCCACAUCUUUCUCCUGACCUUCAUCAUCCUCACCAUUGUCUACCCAUAUAUGAAAUCAUCCGAUAUGGAUCAGUUAAUUCCAGGAUGGUAUGAGUGGCUUUUGCUGAUUUGGCUGUGUGGGAUGCUGGUAUCUGAGCUCAGACAGAGAGCUAAGCGCUCAGGUUUUGCUUGGAACAGGGUCCUUCUCUUGUUCUUCUCUGCAGCUGCUUUCUUCAGUCAUCUGUUAGCUGGUAUGUUGUUGCCUCAGGAUCCCUCACACUGCCUGUUCACCUGCAACAUCCUACUGUCAGUUGCAGUGACACUGGGGAUUAUUCAGCUAUUAGAGUUCCUAAUGUUCCACCACUUGUUUGGGCCAUGGGCCAUCAUUAUCAAAAAUCUGAUGAAGGAUCUGUGCCGCUUCACUGUCAUCCUUCUGCUCUUCCUAAUGGCUUUCUCGCUGAGUUUUUCAGCUGUCUCCCAACCUGUGUCUUCAAAAACACAAAAUGAUUCACUGAACUUUGUCAGUAAAAAUGCCAGUGAGACACAGACAAACCCCCUGAAUAUCUCUGUUUUGCUCUUUUUCACUCUCUUUGGCUUAAUUGAUAGAAAGGAAUUAACAAAUUUAAAGCCGACACAAAGUGGCUUGAUUAACCUGGUCUUUGGAAUCUAUCUGGUAGUAACAGUGAUCGUGCUGCUCAACCUGCUCAUUGCAAUGAUGAGCAACACCUACCAACGCAUCCAGGAUCAGUCGGACACUGAAUGGAAGUUUGGUCGUGCUAUCCUCAUCAGAGACAUAAGCUGCAAGUCUGAGUCUCCACCUCCAUUCAAUCUGUUUACUGACCUCUUCUUCUUUGUCAAGUCCUGUUGCAAACGUGGAGGAAAGCUAUGCUCAUUGAAGAGGCAGGAUCAAGUAAGGAUUGUAGAGGAAGCAGAAGAUUUGCCAGAAAUCCAUUCUCGGACCAGAGGAAACCAAAGAACACAGACCUUCUCUGAGGAUCCCCUCUCUUGGAUGCCCCAAACAGGAGAAACCAAACGUAUAGAGAGUGUGACUGACUGGACAAAGGUGGUACAACAUUUUCUAGCGCUACGUAAAGAAAAUGACAACGCACCACCCAAAACAGACAGCUCCCUUGAGUAAUCAGUAAUCAAUCAACUUUGCUCAGACUUUUAUCCUUAACCAGUAUUUUUACAUUCACUAAACACAAACCACUGCCACACAUUCGCACUGCUAAUGAUUCAAUUAAAUGUUUCUAAAAGUAUUCUAUAUUUGUUUUUGUUCUUAUCAUGAAUCUGUAGACACUGACAUUGUAUUACUGACUGAGGUUAUUAAAUACACUGGAUGAAAAAACUGAAUGAUACAUUUAUACAUCAAAAAAUGUAUAUUUUACCAAUUUUUGGUUCAAGUUUCUCAAUUUAUUCUUCAGGAUUGUUAAAUAUAAAAACAAACAAAUACCUUUCUUUAUCAGUUUAAAUUCUAUUUCAAUCUAUUCUUAUUUCUGUAAGAAUAUCAUACUUGUCAUAUAAUGCCUUUUCAAAUGCUGUUUCAAACUCUAUGGACAAUAAACCACAGUAUAUUAAAAUCUAUCACACUUUUAAAAAGCAGCCCUGGGGUGUCUGUAAUCUUCAAUCUUCCUGUCCUGUUCCUCUGUCAUGUAUUUUAACCCUGCUUAUACGAGAUGGAGUGAGACUAAACAGGUGUCUGCAAGUGUCCUAAAUCUUGCCUUAACAUAUAAGAUUUCCUACAGUCUUAUCCAUGCUCUCAGGCCCCUCCACAGGACAUGCUUUUUUGAUGAAAGCUGAAUGAAAACACAAUGUUCUCAGCUCCUUCAGUGAUUAAUGGGACAAAUGCUAAAACAUUUCAUAAGUUCAGGCACUCUGUGGAAUAUAACUCUGGACAGGGAGGUGAGGAGCUGGUGUAAACACUGAUUAUAAGACUGCAUUUUUCACUUUUAUGAGAAAUAAUCUUCCUUUUUUUAAUUGCAAAGUAAGUGUGAUAUAACCAUCUUUUCUUUUGUAUAUUAAAUGUAUGUUUAAAUAAAGUAAUU
Molecule: messenger RNA, 5835 nt
Organism: Hemibagrus wyckioides
Lineage: Eukaryota; Metazoa; Chordata; Actinopteri; Siluriformes; Bagridae
Gene: trpn1
Product: transient receptor potential cation channel, subfamily N, member 1
Exons: 29
Coding region: 111-4928 (1605 amino acids)
Biological process (GO): calcium ion transmembrane transport; GPI anchor biosynthetic process
Cellular component (GO): glycosylphosphatidylinositol-N-acetylglucosaminyltransferase (GPI-GnT) complex; membrane
Molecular function (GO): protein binding; calcium channel activity
Source: RefSeq, a predicted model, not a curated record